This is a messenger RNA of Pecten maximus, 2802 nucleotides long. RefSeq lists its product as uncharacterized. The record is from RefSeq and is a predicted model, not a curated record. NCBI's taxonomy places the organism in Eukaryota, Metazoa, Mollusca, Bivalvia, Pectinida, Pectinidae. The transcript has 8 exons. The coding region runs from base 108 to 1643 and encodes 511 amino acids. Gene Ontology annotation, molecular function: protein binding.
UUUACACUGGCUGUCACUUGAGCCGGUGAACGAGAAACAUGUAUUUGUACAGGGAAAUAUUGGCAGAUAAAAUAUAGAGUGACAGUGCAAAUAAUGGCGAUUUAGAAAUGGUACGAACAAAAACAAUGGAUUCUCUUUUGAACUCAAAAAGAAAAAUGGAAAAAAGGGAUUACAACAGAUAUCAGUACGACUAUGGACAGAGCGUGUCCCAGAUGCAGCAACAGUACCUGUCACCUCCGUUGAUGUUACACCAGACCAGUUCCCUUGGUGCUGACCUCAACCAACUGGACGCAGAACGGUCAAUCCAGAGUGACCCCGAAGACAACCGGAAACGCAGGACAUUACUACUCCAUAAACACAAUCAAUCCUGGGGUUUCACACUACAGACAUAUGGUAUCAAGAAUAAGAAAACCAACGAGGUGGAGGUGAUGACGUAUGUCGACUACAUUGACUACAACAGCUCAGCCUAUAUUGCAGGUCUUAGGACAGGUGAUGUGAUUCUGUCUGUAAAUGGCCGGAGUAUGGAGGUAGCCACACACGCUGAGCUGGUGUCAGCCAUCAAACUAAGUGGGGAUAAACUCAGGCUGGUGGUACUGUUUGAAGACUGUGUUCACAAGGUGGAGCUGUAUGAUAGGAUCAUACGCCUAAAGGGAGUUGUUACCAGCAAGAUGAAAGAGCUACGUGAUUUGGAAUUCCAAGAAAGAGAAAUAUUAGAACGUUACUGUGAAAGCAAGGGCAUCAGUCGUUAUGACGAUAUUCGGCGGAGCGUGUACAGUACAACAUCAAGCAGUAGCUGGGAUUGCUAUAGUGUUUUAUCAGCUCAGGCAUUUGGUAAUUUUCCCAAGGUCAAACACCACAUCCCCAAGGUCAUGAUCAGUGGAGACAGGUUUUCUGAUGGUGUCUUAGUCCCCAGUGAGGACGACAUGGGGUCAUUACUGAACGAAUCACUUGGCCUUGAAGAUAGCUACUGUGAUAUAUCGUAUGCAGAUUCUGAUAGUGACAGUGUAUCUGGACUCAGGUUUACAUGUGAUGGACAUAGCGUAAACUCUGACAGUUUAAGUUGUGGUCAGAAGAAUGCUCCUAAAGGGCCACUAGGUCUUACUGGUCCGUCUUCUCAAGGUCAGACCGUUAAUGAUAUGGAUGAUGAGUCGAUGGACCAGAUUGGAGCCUAUGGACCAAUAGACAUCACUUUCAAUCCGUUACUUAUUCACGACAUCCGGAAAAUAAAAUCUGAAGGUCAUAUGGAAACACUUAAAGGUAGAUCAUCAAGAAAGAGUGUACAAAAUUUGAAACAUACCAACAGACUCCAAGUACCAAACUGUGUUAGUGGAUCAAAACAAGUAUUAGAGGAACAAAGGUGUGGGUCAUUUAGAUCACUCCAGGAAAAUGGCUGGCACAACAGAUCAGAGGUCAACAGUUCAAGGUCAGAUAUCAGAAAACACAAACAAUUAUCACUGGACUCACUUGAGGAAAUAAGUACAGAGAAAAUGAUUACAAUAGAGAAAACAAAUCUGGGCACAACAGAUAGUGUUAAAUGUCCGAAACAUCAGAUGAGUGAAAUUGAUGAUCACAGCAUUAAAAUUCCAUUUCUAUAUUCUGGAGCUGUCCAUAUCAAUGAGAGAACAGAGGAUACAAAGUUGUAACAUAAGAAUGAUUCAAUCAGAAAUAUCUAGAGUGUUCAAUGUGGUGAUGUAUAAUUAAAUGCAUCUCUUUUCUAUUUGAUCCUCACAUGACCGACUCAUGAUAUACGGUUUACAUGUAUAUAAUGUCAUGUUUCUGCAAAUAGCAAAAAUGCAGCCAUUUUGAAGAUGGUACUUUAUAUGUGAUAAACCUGUAUGCUCUCUGUUAAGCCCACCCCAUGUCUGGCUCUGAAGUUUGACAGAUCUGAGAGUAUAUAUUAGAAAUACUUCUGGUACUUUAAAACUGUGUUGUCAGGUGCAGAAGCCCUAGAAGAUAUUUUACCUCAACUCUCAGAACUGAAGUCUUUGAUCUUAUUGAAGAGAAAAUAUGGUUAAAUUUGUGAUACAAAUCCAUGGAAACCAUCACGAGUUUGUAAUAUCACUAUUGAAGCCAGUAGGAGAGAUAUAUUGUAAUAUCACUAAUCAGGAAGUAUUUUAAUUAUAUAUUAUUUAUGUAUGUAUGGCACAAAUAAGAGCAUUAAUUAAAAGUUGUGAUGUUGCCAUUGAGACAAAUUAAACAAGAAGUAAUAUAUAAUGGUGCUUCCAUGGAGACAAGAAAUAUGUUUUGAUGUUUCCAUAGAGACUAACAAGAAAUAUGUUGUGAUGUUUCCAUAGAGACAAACUAGAAGUAUGUUGUGAUGUUUCCAUAGAGGCAAACUAGAAGUAUGUUGUGUUGUUUCUAUGGACAAAGAAAGUAUGUUGUGAUUAUAAAUGUUAUAUAUGCUUGUGUGAUAUUCCUCAAAAAUUCUGGUAUGAUUUAGUAUGGAAUCAUAGAUAGGACAAGGUUUGAGUAUCAGGAAGUAAAGUGGCACAAUUGAUUACUUAUCAAAUGCAUACUGUGAUAGAUCAAUUCAGGGGAGAUAAUCUGGGCCUAUACUCAUGUUGACAAGGUCUGUAUGUUGAACUGAAAUGACAAAGAAUAUACUCAUUAAGCUAAAUCAACAGUGGUCAUGUUUGUAAAGAUACAACUGAUCCAUGAAUAGUAAUGUCAUAUAGCCUUCCUUGUAAAUUAUAUCUAUCAAAAUCAUACACUGUACAACAAUGGUGUAUAAUACACUGUACAACAAUGCAUACUAUAUAUAUAGCUACAUUGUACAACAAUGUAUACUACACUGUACAACAA